CCGCUCCGCUCCCGCGUCGGCCUGCGCUCCAGCUGCGCCCGGCCCGGCCCCGGCCCGGCCCGGCCCCGGCCUCCGAGCGAAGGCGCCGCUGCCGCCUGGGCCGCUCCCAGGGCCAUGAGGAGGCGGCGGCAGCCACUGCGGCCCGCGUCAAGGUGACCGGCCGUGACUGCGGCGGCAGCGGCGGCGAGAGCGGGCGGCAUCAUUUUUCUAACACUUUGUCCACUAGCAUUUGAAGAUUGUUUCCCCAUUAGGCUGUCGCAGCAAGCACCCUGCUGUAGGAUGUAAUAACACUGUGUGACCAACAGCCACUUCCUUGUGACUCCCCUACUGCUUUGCAGAGCAAGCGUCUGCACUGCCUCCUGCCCUGAUGAUCUGAGCUGCCUCAAGGGGUGAUUUCUGACAUACAAUGGAGGAGUCACAGGUGAGAUGUACCUGCCUGCCGGCCCAUCUGUCCAUCCAUCCAUUCAUCCACCCAUUUAUCCAGUCGUUGUUCAGGGCCUGCGGAGCGCCAGCACUAUGCUGACUGUGGGGCUACAGUAGAGGAGAAAGACAGGACUUCUCCAGACGGGUUAUGUCACCGACAGAGGCUGCCCUGAAGCUCCCUGUGGCCUGGAGACUAUGUACAAGAGGAAUGGUCUGAUGGCUAGCGUGUUGGUCACCUCCGCCACUCCACAGGGCAGCAGCAGCUCAGACUCUCUGGAGGGCCAGAGCUGCGACUAUGCCAGCAAGAGCUACGAUGCCGUUGUCUUCGACGUCUUGAAAGUGACUCCCGAGGAGUUUGCUAGCCAGAUCACAUUAAUGGACAUCCCUGUGUUUAAAGCCAUCCAGCCGGAGGAACUAGCCAGCUGUGGAUGGAGUAAGAAGGAGAAACAUAGUCUCGCCCCAAACGUUGUGGCCUUUACCCGGAGGUUUAACCAGGUCAGCUUUUGGGUUGUACGAGAAAUUCUAACAGCACAGACUUUAAAAAUAAGGGCAGAAAUCCUGAGCCAUUUUGUGAAAAUAGCCAAGAAACUCCUAGAACUCAACAACCUUCACUCUCUCAUGUCUGUGGUGUCGGCAUUACAAAGCGCACCCAUCUUCAGGCUGACAAAGACCUGGGCUCUUUUGAAUCGAAAAGACAAGACCACCUUUGAGAAAUUGGACUACCUGAUGUCUAAAGAAGAUAAUUACAAGCGGACUCGGGAAUACAUCCGAAGCCUGAAGAUGGUUCCCAGUAUUCCCUAUCUAGGGAUCUAUCUUCUGGAUUUAAUCUAUAUUGAUUCUGCAUAUCCUGCCUCAGGCAGCAUUAUGGAAAACGAACAAAGAUCCAAUCAGAUGAACAAUAUUCUCCGAAUAAUCGCAGAUUUACAAGUCUCCUGCAGCUAUGAUCACCUCACAACCCUGCCCCACGUGCAGAAGUACCUGAAGUCUGUGCGCUACAUCGAAGAGCUCCAGAAGUUUGUGGAAGACGACAACUACAAACUGUCGCUCAGAAUUGAACCAGGAAGCAGCUCUCCAAGACUCGUCUCUUCAAAGGAAGAUCUUGCAGGCCCCUCCGCCAGCUCCAGUUCCGCAAGGUUCAGCCGGCGGCCUACCUGUCCUGACGCAUCUGUGGCUGGCAGCCUCCCCACUCCCCCGGUCCCAAGACACAGGAAGAGCCACAGCCUGGGCAACAAUAUGAUGUGUCAGUUGAGUGUAGUUGAGAGUAAAAGUGCGACAUUCCCAUCGGAGAAAGCGAGGCACCUGCUGGACGACAGUGUCCUAGAGUCCCGCAGCCCUCGCAGGGGCCCCGCCCUCACCUCCUCCUCCGCCGUCACCAAUGGACUCUCGCUAGGCAGUAGUGAGAGCUCUGAGUUUAGUGAAGAAAUGUCUUCAGGGCUGGAAAGCAGGGGACGUCUCUACGCCACGCUGGGGCCCAACUGGAGGGUUCCAAUUCGGAAUUCUCCCAGGACCCGGAGCUGCGUCUACAGCCCCACCGGCCCCUGCAUCUGUGCGCUGGGGAGCUCGGCGGCCGUGCCCACCAUGGAGGGGCCUUUGAGAAGGAAGACUCUGCUCAAGGAAGGACGGAAGCCCACACUGUCCUCCUGGACCAGGUACUGGGUCAUCCUGUCAGGAUCCACCCUCCUGUACUAUGGAGCCAAGUCCCUGCGGGGCACAGACAGGAAACACUACAAAUCCACGCCUGGCAAAAAGGUCUCCAUCGUGGGCUGGAUGGUGCAGCUGCCGGAUGACCCCGAGCACCCGGACAUCUUCCAGUUGAACAACCCUGACAAAGGCAAUGUUUACAAGUUCCAGACUGGCUCCAGGUUUCAUGCAAUACUGUGGCACAAGCAUUUGGACGAUGCAUGUAAAAGCAACAGGCCUCAGGUACCUGCAAACCUCAUGUCAUUUGAGUAAGUCUCUGCACCUGGCGUGGCUUCAGAGGCUCCUGGGAGCCCCGACGGGACUGUGGUGAGUGCAGGUCCCGGGCACAGGCCACUGGCCCGGCGCUGGGAGACUCACAGCUGGACUCCAGGCGAUGCCGCCUGUGGCCUCCCAGCCCAGAGGCGCCCUCGGCGCCAACCCCAGCGACUCUCACGACCCUCAUUCAGCAGCUCCGUCGUCCUCCCUCUCUGGGCUCGUACAUCCCUCAGCUGCUGCUGCGACCAGAGCAUUCAGCCGAGUGGGCCCAGUGCUUUCUCCUGCACAAAGGAGUGGACAGUGUUAACUGCGUGAGGGGCCAGAGAGCAGCACAGGCUGUGGAACUGGCUUUUACACCCCAAGUGCACGGGGUUGCUCGCCCACAGGGUCCCCUCAAAUUUUGUACAACCCGAAGCGUCCUCUGAGCGUGCGUGCUGUGUACGUGUGCACACGAGUGAGCGUGAACUCUUUGAGAAACAUGCAUUUUGGCACAAGGUGCGUGACAUCACACACUUCAUUGGCUUCGAGGCCCUGCUUUAACCUUACGUGACAGCCUUGUCCACCAAGGAAGGUCGGAGUGGGAGCCCAGAUCCCUCCUGUGUUAAGGGCCCCUUGCAUUCUUUUACUGUAAACAAACAAUGCCUUAA
Molecule: messenger RNA, 3026 nt
Organism: Eptesicus fuscus (big brown bat)
Lineage: Eukaryota; Metazoa; Chordata; Mammalia; Chiroptera; Vespertilionidae
Gene: RALGPS1
Product: Ral GEF with PH domain and SH3 binding motif 1
Exons: 23
Coding region: 619-2376 (585 amino acids)
Biological process (GO): positive regulation of GTPase activity; Ras protein signal transduction
Cellular component (GO): plasma membrane
Molecular function (GO): guanyl-nucleotide exchange factor activity
Source: RefSeq, a predicted model, not a curated record